This is a messenger RNA of Vigna umbellata (rice bean), 2411 nucleotides long. Its product is annotated as protein RETICULATA-RELATED 5, chloroplastic. The record is from RefSeq and is a predicted model, not a curated record. Lineage: Eukaryota; Viridiplantae; Streptophyta; Magnoliopsida; Fabales; Fabaceae.
UCCUUUUGUUGUGUGGUGGCAGAAAGAAAAGGGGAAGUGACAAAGUUUAAACCUUGCGGUUGGUGAGAAGGCCACAACUGAAGGCAAAUGAAGCCACACACUCAGGCUUCUUCUUUCGCCACUCCACUCCCGCACGUGCCUUUCUUUCGCGCCACCGCUUCCUCACGUGACGCCCCGGCGGAAUCUCUUCGUGCCGCCGCCGCCGAUGAAUUCCGUCGCAUCUGGACUGCGAAACGCCGCCGCGUCAACCUGUCCGUCCGCCACUCCACAUGCGUCGCCGCGGCUUCGAAUCCGGGUGGCUCCGGUGGCGAUUAUAGUCAACCUCGGAGCAGCCGGCGCGGCGUGCUGAUGGCACCGUUCCUGGCUGCCGGCGCGUCGGUUCUGUUAUCGUCGGCGUCGAGGGCGGAGGAGAAGCCGGCGGAAUUGGCUCCGACAGCACCUAAGCUGGAGGAGGCGAAAAAGGAGGAGGAGGAAGUGAUAACGUCGAGGAUUUACGACGCGGCGGUGAUAGGGGAACCGUUGGCGAUAGGGAAAGAGAAAGGGAAGGUGUGGGAGAAGUUGAUGAAUGCGCGAGUGGUUUAUUUGGGGGAAGCGGAACAGGUUCCGGUUCGAGACGAUAGGGAAUUGGAGCUUGAGAUUGUGAAGAAUUUGAAUAGGCGCUGUUCGGAAAAGGAAAAAAAACUGUCUCUUGCGCUGGAAGCUUUUCCCUCUAAUCUUCAGGAACCGCUCAAUCAGUAUAUGGACAAGAAGAUAGAUGGAGACACCUUGAAGUCUUAUACGUUGCAUUGGCCACCUCAAAGAUGGCAGGAGUAUGAACCUAUUCUGAGCUACUGUCGUGAAAAUGGAAUCCGUGUAGUCGCUUGUGGUACUCCGCUGAAGAUCUUAAGAACUGUCCAAGCAGAAGGAAUUCGUGGGCUUACGAAGGCUGAACGUAAACUUUAUGCUCCUCCAGCUGGGUCGGGCUUUGUAUCAGGCUUUACUUCUAUCUCACGUAGACCUUCAGUCGAUAGUACUCAAAAUCUGUCCAUUCCUUUUGGUCCGAGCUCAUACCUUUCUGCCCAGGCUAAAGUAGUUGAUGAGUAUUCUAUGUCCCAGGUUAUCUUACAAAAUGUGGUUGAUGGAGGGUCCACUGGUAUGUUAAUUGUUGUGACUGGUGCAAGCCAUGUUACGUAUGGAUCUAGAGGAACUGGAGUGCCAGCUAGAAUUUCAGGAAAAAUACAAAAGAAAAACCAAGUAGUUAUAUUACUUGACCCUGAAAGACAAUUCAUUCGCAGAGAAGGAGAAGUUCCCGUGGCUGAUUUUUUGUGGUAUUCUGCUGCCAGACCCUGUAGUAGAAAUUGCUUUGAUCGUGCUGAGAUUGCUCGCGUAAUGAAUGCUGCUGGGCGGAGGCGAGAUGCCCUACCACAGGAUCUUCAAAAGGGAAUUGAUCUUGGUUUAGUAUCUCCAGAGGUUUUGCAGAACUUCUUUGAUCUAGAGCAGUAUCCUCUGAUUUCAGAACUCACUCACCGUUUCGGGGGUUUCAGGGAAAGAUUGUUGGCAGAUCCCAAAUUCUUGCACAGAUUAGCCAUAGAAGAAGCCAUAUCAAUAACAACUACAUUGUUGGCGCAAUAUGAAAAGCGGAAAGAUAAUUUUUUCCAAGAGCUUGACUACGUUAUUACAGACACUAUCAGAGGAUCAGUAGUUGAUUUUUUUACAGUGUGGCUCCCUGCACCAACUUUGUCAUUCCUUUCAUAUGCUGAUGAGAUGAAAGCCCCUGACAACAUUGGUUCUCUAAUGGGACUUCUAGGUUCCAUCCCGGACAAUGCAUUUCAAAAGAAUCUUGCAGGAACAAACUGGAAUCUCAAUCAUAGAAUUGCAUCAGUUGUAUUUGGUGGGCUAAAACUUGCUAGUGUUGGAUUUAUUUCAAGCAUUGGAGCCGUGGCUUCAUCAAAUUCUCUAUAUGGAAUCCGUAAAUUCCUUAAUCCAGCCAUUGUCACUGAGCAACGGGUUAUAAGGUCACCAAUACUGAAAACAGCUGUCAUAUAUGCUUGCUUUCUUGGAAUUUCUGCAAAUCUCCGUUAUCAGAUAAUUGCUGGGAUAGUGGAGCAUCGGAUUUCUGAACAGUUUGCUUCCCAGACAUUCUUUGUAAAUAUGCUUUCUUUUGUAGCACGGACUGUCAAUUCCUAUUGGGGAACCCAGCAAUGGAUUGACCUAGCGCGCUUUACUGGCCUGCAAGUUAGAAAGACAGAGUCGCCAACAUCAGAUUCUCCGAAUAGUGCUGCAAUUUUAUGCAACGAAGCAGAAGAAGCCACCAUUGAUGAGAUAGAAAAAUAAAAGUGGUGACGAUACGUUGCGACAUUUUUUUCGUGGUAAUUUGUAUUAUUCUUGAAAAGCUGGUAAUACAGGCACAGAGGAAUAGGUUAUUGUUUUCA